AUGGACGAGCGCUUCAACAGGUGGCUGCUGCCGCCGCUGCUGGCGCUGCUCUUCUUGCUCAUCGUCUACCAGUAUGUGUCGCCCGCCUGCCCCGGCGCCGCCUGCGCCCGCCGCCCGUCGGCCUCCGCUGCCCGCCGUGGGGGGGGCCCGGCGGAGCGGGAGGAGGAGGAGGCGGCCGCGGGUACCGCGGAGGAGGAGGAGGCGGCGGAGGCAGCGGCGGCGCUGCCGCGGCUGGUGGCCAAGUUCCCUUUCGCGCGGGGGGAGCUGUGUCGGCGCGUGCGGUUCGACAUGCGGGGCCGCGACGUGAUCGUCUUCCUGCACAUCCAGAAGACAGGCGGCACCACCUUCGGGAGGCACCUGGUGCGCAACAUCCGCCUGGAGCAGCCCUGCUACUGCCGCGCCGGGCAGAAGAAGUGCGCCUGCCACCGGCCGGGCGGCGACAAGGACACGUGGCUCUUCUCCCGCUUCUCCACCGGCUGGAGCUGCGGGCUGCACGCCGACUGGACCGAGCUCACCAGCUGCGUGCCCGCCGCCAUGGAGCGCCGCGGCUCUGACAGAAAUCAUAAGAACUUCUAUUACAUCACAAUGCUGAGGGAUCCAGUAUCACGGUACUUGAGUGAAUGGAAGCAUGUCCAGAGGGGUGCAACGUGGAAAACUUCCCUUCAUAUGUGUGAUGGAAGAAGUCCAACACCAGACGAGCUGCCUACCUGUUAUGAAGGAGACGACUGGUCUGGAGUCAGUUUACAGGAAUUCAUGGAUUGUAGCUACAACUUGGCCAACAACCGCCAGGUGCGCAUGCUGGCAGACCUCAGCCUGGUGGGAUGCUACAACCUGACUUUUAUGAAUGAGAGUGAAAGAAAUAUGAUUCUUCUCCAAAGCGCCAAGAACAAUCUGAAAAACAUGGCCUUCUUUGGGCUCACGGAAUUUCAGAGGAAAACGCAGUACCUUUUUGAGAGGACAUUCAACCUGAAAUUCAUUUCCCCAUUCACUCAAUUCAACGUUACACGGGCCUCCAAUGUGGACAUAGGUGAGGAUGUGCGGCAACGGAUAGAGGAGCUGAAUUUCUUGGACGUACAGCUGUAUGAAUAUGCGAAGGACCUGUUCCUGCAACGCUUCCAGUACUCCAAGCAAGAGGAACAUCAGAAGAACCGGCUAAAGAGGCGAGAGGAGCGGCGGCUGCUGCGGGAGCAGAGAGCUCACCAGUCACCAAGGGAAGAGGCAGCAGAAGUAACCGUUACUGAAGAUUAUAACAGUCAGGUUGCAAGGUGGUGA
Molecule: messenger RNA, 1272 nt
Organism: Melopsittacus undulatus (budgerigar)
Lineage: Eukaryota; Metazoa; Chordata; Aves; Psittaciformes; Psittaculidae
Gene: HS6ST3
Product: heparan sulfate 6-O-sulfotransferase 3
Exons: 3
Coding region: 1-1272 (423 amino acids)
Cellular component (GO): membrane
Molecular function (GO): heparan sulfate 6-sulfotransferase activity
Source: RefSeq, a predicted model, not a curated record